GGGGGACAGAAGAGAACAGUGGGUGCUGCCAGUGAAACUCCAGGAUGAUUACAGCGGCUCUCCCGCCAGAUGCAGAACCAUAUUCGGGUCGCCUUUCACCCAACGUCUCCGGAAGCUUCCCUGCGUCGUCCCAAGACUCCGCCAUGCCUGGCAUUCCUGCAGUGCCUGUGUCUUUCUCACCUACUGUCACCGAGGUCUCUUCAUCCCUGGUCCCGGGGGGUCAAAGCCCGUCGAGCUGCAGGCCUGUCUCACCACCAGCCCUCCUGCCUUCUCCGGCAGACAUUAGCAUCUUAGACAAACUCAUCAAGACGUGUCCCGUAUGGCUCCAAUUGGGAAUCACAGAGAGUAGAGCCACUCGCAUCCUGCAGGGAGAAACUCCCGGGAUAUUUUUAGUCAGAAGAGACAUGCAUAAGAAGAGGAUGAUCCUGUCAGUACGUCUUUUCAACCAGAAGAGCAGGCCACAAGUUCAGGACAUACCAGUCAAAGAGGAGAACUUAUGUGAGUUAAUGUAUCUGGAAGGUUCCGUCCUGGUCUUUGACGAUAUUUUCAAACUCAUCGCCUUCUACUGUGUCAGCCGAGAUAUUCUUCCAUUCAAACUGAGACUGCCAAAUGCCAUCGUCCAGGCAACAAAAUACGAACACAUGGAGAUUAUAUCAAGCCUUGGUUCAGAUUUCUGGGGCUCUUCCUUAAAUAGGCAUUGUGGCCUCGCUGCUGGGGGAGGGCACAGUGGCGAGAGAGACGGACAAGACUCACUGAGCUCAUACCACAACCACGGCAGUCGCGACUCCUGCGAAGUCGAGCCGCCUGCCAGAAGCGACGGCCUGUGGUACGUGAACCCCGUCCGGCUGGAGGAGUUCUACGGCGGGCUGCUCGCAGAUGUCUCCAUUGCUAGGAGCCAGAGCCUGACUUUGCCGGCUUCGCUGGACCAGAGCAGGCCCUGGAGGACGGCCCUACUUCCGCCACACCCUCCCCCCAGCUCCUCCUCCCAGCUAACUACAGCAAAAGAGGAAGAGGACUGUGGCGGCCAUGCAGUGACAGUACUGGGUGGCAGCUCAGAGACAGCCACAGCGGAGGUGGCAGAGGUGUCGUCUUUGCACUCAAGCAGACACCAAGUUUCUGAGUCGUCCAGCCUCUGGUUCUCUGAACUGCACUCAGAGAGUCCAUCUGAACAUAGGAAGGGUGGCGUGACUUCAGGCGAAGGGCUCGACGUGGCAACUAUCCCCUCCUUGUUACGUAUUAGCGGCGUGAACAACACUGAGGGGCCCUUUCUGGAGGACGCUUGGCCGUUGGUAAAGGAACCUGCAAGUUCAGCCAUGACUGACAGCAACAAAGGCCCUGCAAUCAGCCAGGACACAAGGAAGAAGGAAGCCCCUAUCCCUCCACCAAGGAAGAACAGAAACUCCCGAGUUCCAUUCUGCUCCACAAGGUCCACAAUGGUAGAAGAUCUGCAAAGACCUCAGAGGAACUCAGAACCAAUACCCCAGAAGUCUCCUUCCAAGAUGCUGCAGCCAUCUGCCUCCGUGAUGCCCUCCAAAAGCGCAGUUUGUUCUCUCGAGGGUGGGUCUUCACGUCUGGACCACGACUCCCCCUCUGCCAGCAGCACAGAGGAGGAAGCUGAUAUUGCCGUCAGACUGGCGAAGACCCAUAAGCAGAAUCCCACGCUUAUGAUCAACAAGGCCAAGAAGCGGCUGUCACGGGUCAACCUAUCACAGAUGCUCACAGGCCUCAUAUCUGCUGAGAAGAAACUCCAGCACCGGAUUUUGAACCUUGCGCAAGACAGAGACUCAUACUUCGGGAAUCUUGUACUGGACUACCGGGCAUUCACACUGGAAGCCAUGCAGAAGCGCACAUCCAGCACGGAGAUGCUGCAGGAGAUCCGGCAGAUGCUAACCCAGCUGAAGGGAUACCUCAUUCAGAGUACUGAGCUUCAGGCAAUCCUAGAGUCUUCAGUGUACCCUGAGGAGAAGUUAGAGUCCAUAAUAGAGACAACGCUGUUCAAGUGCGUUCUGAAACCUCUGCGGGAUGCGAUCUAUGCAAGGCUGUGGGACCUUCACACGGGGAAUAACUCACUGAUGAAGCUGCGUGACAACCAGCAGGUGGUGCUCAACACCACCACCACUGACCUGGGAGUUACCACCAGUGUGCCGGAAUCAGCCGAUGUGGAGAAGAUUAAAUUCAAGCUGGACAUGCUACACAAACAGUACUCCCCUGAAAAGAAAAUCUCUAUCCUGUUAAAGGCCUGCAAGCUUAUUUACGAGUCCAUGUCGGUCAGCUGUCCUGGACGGACCCUGGGGGCCGAUGACUUCCUCCCGGUCUUAAUGUAUGUAGUGGCCCAUAGCAACAUUACACCUUUAAUGCUGGACGUGGAAUACAUGAUGGAACUCAUGGACCCCGCCAUGCAGCUCGGAGAAGGCUCCUACUACUUGACAACAACCUAUGGGGCACUUGAGCAUAUAAAGAACUAUGACAUUAUGCAAAUGACCCGGCAACUUAGUUCGGAAGUGCAAGACUCCAUCCAUCGCUGGGAAAGGCAUCGCACCUUGAGCAAAAAGCGUCUGUCUGGCUCUCCUGUAGAGGACUUCGUGAAGGUAUCCUUGCUGGAGGCUGGUGCCAACACCAAGACUCUUGGCAUCCGAGCCAGCACUACCAUACAGGACCUCUGCAGACACUGUGCAGAGACAUUUGAGGUUGUCGAGCCCGAGACCUACAGGUUAUAUAUUUCGGUGGAUGGAAAGUACCAAAGCCUGACCUCAGAGGAACUUCCUUUGUCAGUGAAAUCCAGUUUGCACCACAGUGAGCACCGUGCAAAGUAUCAUUUCGUAUACCGGCCAGGAGUCUGUGAAUCUGAAGCUGAUGAUGUCCCCUGUUUCCUAUUGCCGAGCGGCAUCUGAA
Molecule: messenger RNA, 2892 nt
Organism: Brienomyrus brachyistius
Lineage: Eukaryota; Metazoa; Chordata; Actinopteri; Osteoglossiformes; Mormyridae
Gene: rin3
Product: Ras and Rab interactor 3
Exons: 10
Coding region: 45-2891 (948 amino acids)
Biological process (GO): vesicle-mediated transport; signal transduction
Cellular component (GO): endocytic vesicle; cytosol
Molecular function (GO): small GTPase binding; guanyl-nucleotide exchange factor activity
Source: RefSeq, a predicted model, not a curated record